UCGCUCAUCCACCAACGAGAGGGAAAAGCGACGCCUGUGAGCGACGCUUGCUGCUGAUGCACUGCUGACUCAAAGAUGGAGAGCGACACCGCCGUCAGAAGAAUAAAGCCCGUCGGGACGCAGUAUAAUGUAGCGCAAGCUAAUAACGACGGUUCCCGGGAGGGGUGUGGGGAUAACGGCUACAGCAGUAGUAGUGACCCGGAGAGGAAACCCGAAGUUAACCUGUACCUGCUGCGGGAAGGACUGGCAACUUCCCUGGUGUGUGUUUUUAUUGUGACGCUGUGGGGACUCGUUCAUUUGUCGCUACAGCAGCUCGUCAUUGGGAAGCCAACAGGAGAGUUCAACGCAGUGAGAGCCAGACAGCACUUGGAGCAGAUCACCAGCGUCGGCCCGAGGCCAGUGGGCAGUCCGGAGAAUGAAGUCAUGACAGUGGGCUACUUACUGGAUCAGAUUGAGAAGAUCCGUGUGGAGACUGCAGCAGGCCCCCAUCAGCUCACAGUGGAUGUGCAGCGUCCCACUGGCACCUUCUCCAUUGACUUUCUUGGAGGCUUCACCAGCUUCUAUGACCGUGUCACCAACAUCGCUGUCAGGCUGGAGCCCAAAGGCGGUGCCAAGCAUCUCAUGCUUGCCAACUGCCACUUUGACACCGUAGCCAACAGCCCAGGUGCCAGUGACGAUGCAGUGAGCUGUGCAGUGAUGCUGGAAGUCCUCCAUUCUCUGGCCAACCAGUCCGCUCCUUUUCAUCAUGGAGUUGUUUUCCUCUUUAAUGGGGCAGAGGAAAAUAUCUUGCAGGCUAGUCACGGUUUCAUUACCCAGCAUCCUUGGGCCAAGCAGGUGCGAGCCUUCAUUAACUUGGAGGCUGCAGGUGUUGGGGGCAAGGAGGUUGUUUUUCAGACAGGUCCAGAGAACCCAUGGCUGGUCCAGGCCUAUGUCCAUGCAGCCAAACACCCGUUCGCCUCUGUGGUCGGUCAGGAGGUCUUUCAGAGUGGUAUCAUCCCUUCUGACACUGAUUUCCGCAUCUACAGGGACUUUGGUAACAUCCCAGGCAUUGAUCUGGCUUUCAUUGAGAACGGUUUCAUUUACCACACCAAGUAUGACACUGCUGACAGGAUACUGACGGACUCCAUACAGCGAGCCGGUGACAACAUUUUGGCUGUCCUGAAGCACCUGAUAACAUCAGAUCGGCUGGCUGAUUCAUCAGAGUAUCGCCAUGGCAACAUGGUAUUUUUUGACCUGUUAGGGGUGAUAGUGGUGGCGUACCCCGCUCGUGUUGGCACCAUCCUCAACUACAUAGUGGCCGCAGCUACCUUUCUGUAUCUGGCCAAGAAGGCAUCACUCCCUGGCAAUGGGGGUGGUCGCUACGUUCGAGAUCUGGCCUUCGCCACCGGUGUAGCGGUGCUGAGCUGGUUCGUCACCCUGCUGUUGGUGCUGAUUUUAGCCCUGCUCGUCACUUUAAUGGGACGCUCCAUGUUUUGGUACAACCACUUCUACGCCUCCAUCUGCCUGUACGGGACAGCAGCCACCGGGAAGAUGAUCCUCAUCCACACCCUUGCUAAGAACCUUUACUACGGGGGUGUCCGACUGGUGGAGUUGGGUGAUCUGUUUUUUGACGUGAGCCUGUUUCUGUGGUGCUGCAGCCUGGUGUGGUUGACCCAGCAGGGCCUGUGUUCAGCCUAUGUGCCCAUGCUCAUGGUGGCCUUUCCUCUGGUCACCAGACUGCUGCUAUCUCAGGAAUUUAAACACAGAGGGGCAUCACUGAAAUACAGCAUGCUCUACCUGCUCGGUCUGGCGUUGCCAUAUGUCCACUUCAUGUUCCUCAUCUGGGUCGUGUUUGAGAUUUUCACACCCAUCAUGGGUCGCAGUGGCACAGAGAUUCCCCCUGAGGUGGUACUGGCCUCCCUCGUCACUCUCGCCACCAUCUUCCUCUCCUCUUUCUUUUUACAUUUCAUCUACUUGGUACGGAGCACUAAGUGGAUCCUGGCUGGUCUUGGCUCAGUCUUCAUCAUCAUGCUCCUGUUGGUGUCCGGUGGCUUCUUCUUUCCCUAUUCAGGCAGUCCAGACAGUCCUCGCCCUAAACGGGUCUUCCUGCAGCAUACAACAAGGACCUUCCACAAUCUCCAGGGUCAAGUGGAGAGCCGGGACUCAGGCCUUUGGAUAAAUAGUUUUGACUACACGGGCAUUCAACACAUCACACCCAACAUCCCCGAGAUCAACGACAGCAUUCGGACACACUGUCGCGAGGACCGGCCGUUCUGUGGUUACCCGUGGUUCCUGCCUGUGAAGUUCCUCAGCAGAAAGAACUGGUACCUUCCUGCCCCAGAGGUGGCUCCCAGCUCACCAGUGGAGUUCAGACUUGUGUCCAAAGAGGAGACGAGCUGGGGGACAGUCAAGAUGACCUUCAGUGCGAAAGGUCCCAGCCACAUGUCUCUGUAUCUGAUGCCUCACCGAGGAGCAAGUCUCUCCACCUGGUCCUUUGGGGACGGAACGCCUCAGUUUGACCUGAGUGGAGAAUAUUUUGUCUUCUAUUCUCAUGGCCUCGAUGCCCCAACGUGGAACUUUUGGUUUGAAAUCCAGCCUCCGAGUGAACCAGACCCGUCGGGUCCUGAGGGAAUGAUCUCUGUCGCCAUCUCCUCACAUUAUUUCUUUGGGGAGGACAGGCGGACUGCUCAGCUGGAGGAAAUCCUUCAGCGGUUUCCCACGUGGGCUUUUCCUUCGUUCUGGGUCAGUACAUAUAGCAUGUACAGAUACUGAGCACAGCACAAGUGGAGAGCAUCACAGAGGCCGGUGCUGAGGAGAGUAGAGAGCUGAAGGGCCAGAGAGAAGAGUGACGUCAAGCAACAAUAUUCAGAGAGCUGGCCCCUGCUGCCUUUUCACUCUGAUACAAUCAAACAUUUUAACACACACACACCCCCUCUCCAGCCUGUCAGAGCCACAUCACUGUGUCUGUAGGCUUAGUAGCUAACCGAGGACGAACAAGGCGAGCGUUCAGACUGAAUAAUCACCGACCAACACAGCGGACACCACAAGCCUUGUGCUCACUCCUGGGUUAGUGAAACAGAGGGGUUUGAAUUUUUCAUUCUUUUUUUACUUAAUCUGCUGUGCCUUUUGCUUUACUCACUUCCCUCCUCCUCACUGCCUCCUUCUCUCAUGCUGACACACUUCCUGAAUGAACAACGUUGCAUGGCGUCUUCCUCCCUCCCUUGCUCACUAUUCAUCAGAAAACCACUCAGACUGGAUGUGUCUGUAUUGCAAAUGUAACUCCACUGUCACACUAUCACUGCUACAAUAACUUUCUGAUGGAACUGGUUUUAUUUUGAUCUAUUCUUUUGAUCUUAACUGUAAAGGAAACUGACACUUUGAAAGUCACGUUUCAUCUACGUGCACUCACUAUGGUUGUUUUUGUAUCUGCUAAGUAAACUGUGAACUAGCUCAUGAUUGCUCCUCACUAAAGACCACUAAUCUGCAGCCACUUGUUGCUGUUGGCCUUAACGGGCCUUAAAGACGGCGAUGAUGCUUUUACUGUCAGCGACGCCGGUGUUAAAUAAAAAACAGCUGGCACAAAUUCUAAUGUUAAGGUUUAUGGAGGUCCGGGGUUCGAUGUGACCAGAACGCACAAGAAAAACACGGACCUGUGGCUGUGUAAACUGUUCUAUGAUGGAAAAAUGAUGACCUGAACUAUGACUGGGUGACUGUGAGAAACCAUCAGCUCCACACUUUAGGAUUUGUACUGUUUUUUUUUUUGGUUCUUCACUUCUACUUUGACUGAACUUUGACCAAACAGUGAAAGUAGAGCUGCAACAGUUUGGUCUGAAUUUGAAAUAACAGAUUAUUAAUUUCAUUUUAUUUUAUUUUAUGUUGAAGCUGACAUCACUAGAGUUACUUUCAUCUCAGUUAUGGCACAAUGCACAAUGAAUCACAAAAUAAUCACAAUUGCAAUAUGACCAAGUACAGCAUCCGAAUAGAAAGACACUUCAAACAUUUGAUUAGGGAUGGGAUGAUACCACGUGUUUGUGUCCCAUUACCAAUAGCAAAAUCUACAGAUACCGAUGUCAGUCACAUUUGUCCUGAGUCAUUUCAAAGACCUCAUUCUCCAGCUGUGUAACAGAUAUCGUUCCGUCAAAAAAGAAAAAAACAGCCCAAACAUGACUCGGCUAAAAUGCUUUUGCUGAUUUUUUUAUUUUCAUUUUUACAGUCUUAUCUGGCCAAUAUCCUAUCCAAUAGUUUUGACCAGUAUUGGACCAAUACCGCUUCCCAUCCCUACAUUUGAUUAAAGUCAAAUGUGCAAACAGCUUUUUGUGAAAAUGACAGUCAAAGAUGCAAAUCAAAAUAAUCCCCUUUGUCUUUUUUCCUGCUUUAAUUUUAGUUAAACCACGCGGCAGCAUAGUGGCUAGCACUGUUGCCUCUCAGCAGGGAGGUCACUGGCCUUUCUGUGUCCCUCUACUGUCCAAAAACAUGGUUUAUUGUACACUCUAAACUGACCGUAGGUGUGAAUGGUUGUUUGUCUCCAUGUGUUGGUCCUGUGAUGGACGGCUGACCUGUCCAGGGUGUCUUCCCCACCUUUGUCCCUACAGUCUGUCAGCUGGGAUUGGCUUCAGUGGCACCCGCGACCCUCAUGCAGAGGAAUGAUUGAAAUGUAUCUAAGGAUAUAAAAUUGUACAUUUGUUCGUCUGCAGACAGCUCAUAGCAUAAUAGUUGUUCCUAAUUAUUACUCCAGACGAUGUAAUGUGGUUUGAAUGUUAUGGUUAGACACAUUUAACUCGGCGACAGAUGCGAGAUUAUUGAUUGUAUAUAUUAAUGAAUGAAUUCAUCUACAGUGAUUUGAUGGAUGAUCCGCUUAGCUGUGCUCACAAAGAGCGUGGAUGACCAUCUCCUCCCUGCUUUAAGUCCUACACAUUGACGAAAAUCACGCAAAAAUUUUGGCUUGUUUUGUUGGUUGUCCUGACAUUUAAAGUUAAAACAUCCCAAGAGAUUAUUUUAAUUACUGUUAAUGGCCUCUUUGUUGAACUGUCUGUUUGGUUUGAGUCACAUGAGACAACAAACCCUCACACUCAAUAUUUAUUUAACCUCUCAGUUCUCUUAAAAGCUUAGGAAAUAAAACAAAGUGCCACACUACAGCAUUUCUAUGUGAAUCCUUCACUGACUUUCGUAUCACUCGGCAACGGCGCUUGUAAGUUUCCUCAUUUGGCACAGUUUGUCCAGGUGUGUCCUCACUCUCUCAGGUUUUGGGAGAAGUGCUUUUUUUUUAGUGGCCCAUCAUUAGAUUAUGGUUAAUUAGUUGCAAGUGUGGUUGAGGGAGCAGGACAUGGUGGACUUUAAAGAUGCUGGCUGAUUCAAGCGACUGAAACAUAACAGAGCGGAAAAACACCUGCAGCAAACAAACAUCCUUGCUGCUUUGUGUGUACUUAUCUUUGUCCUUUAUAACUUUAAAUGACUUUUGAGGGCUUAUUAGUUAAGGUUGUGGAGGUUUGGGUUUCUCAAUCCUGCUCCUGUGGACCCACUGCUCUGCAUGUUGUAGAUGUUUCCCUGCUCCAACACACCUGAUUCAGAUAGCUCGUUAACGAGCUCUGCAGAAACAGGUCGUUAUCCUGUUAAUUAGAUUCAGGUGUGUUGGAGCCAGAGAUGGAAAGAGCACUGAAAUAUUCUACUCAUGUAAGUACCACUAUUUUGAUAACAUUUUACUUAAGUACAAGUAAAAGUACUGGUCUAAAAAUGUAAAAAAAAAGUAGCUGUUUAAAAUGUACUCAAAAAUGACAAGGUUGCGGUUCUUUCUUGUGUCGUACAAAAAGGAAAAGAGGACACGAAACUUGCGUUGUUUUUAAUUAAAGGCAAACCUUAACAAAUUAGUGCUGACAAAAUAAAAUAUGUAAACACAUAAAUGUAUCAGUCAAAAUGGGUCAAAGGUCACAAAUGCUUCAACUUUGUUAAUCACUCAGGUACCUUAAUUAACGCCAAUUUACCUGCCCUCAUGUCUUCAUCAUUCACUGGCUCAUCAUUUCACGGAUGUGAUUUAAAACAUGGCAAAGUACAGCAAUUCCCCAAAAAACCCAUACUUAAUUAAAAGUUAAGUUAAUAAUUACUUUAAAAAGUACAAGUACACAAAAAACCUACUCAAUUACAGUAACGCGUAAUUCACCACUUUCCACCUAGUUAGAGCAAGGACACAUGCACAGCAGAGGAUCCCAGGGACCAGGAUUUGAGAAACCCUGGACUAGAAAAUGCAUUUUGUCUCUAAGUGUCCUCAUUAAGAUUGUGGUACAAGAAUGUGUGUGUGUGUGUGUGUAUGUUCAGUGCAGUGGGUCAAAUUACAGUAAAUGGAUCUGUUCAUUUUUAAGAGAAUAUUACCCUUGAUAUGCAAAGUGUCUGCGGGAGAAAAACGUUUUAUUAGCAAAUGUACAUUUAUAUUUUUCUAUAUAUCUGUUAAGUGGCGUCGUUGUCAUGUUUGUGGGGUAUUGGUUUUUUCUUUGUGGGAGGGUGGAAAAAAGACUGCAGAAACGCAAUCAGCUGAUCAUUCUACGCCGAGAAUGUAACGUGGCUCUAUAUCACUGGUAUCUGUUUGGGAGGAUGUUCAAUGAAUAACAGAGGAGGGAUGGAUCAGGGUGGAGCAGGGAGAUGUUUGAUGUAAAAAUGCUGUGAAAUGGCUCCUGCUCCUGCUCCUCCUCCUCCUCUGUUGGUGCUGUCACUCGAGGAAAAUAAACUCCCCUUUUAUUGAGCUUCACUUACGCUACGUUGCGACAUAAUCUAAUGUAUUAACUCUUAAUUCAGCCGUAGACUGAGAGAACAAGGACAACGGAGAAAAAGAGAAUUUAAAACAAAAGUGUAGUUAAAAACAAUUCACACAAAUAAUCUAACCGAUUCUGACACAUCUACUUAAAAGUCUUACUGAUUGUCAUUAGAGGAUGUGUUUUUAUUUAAAUGUGUGACCAUUUUUGUCGUUUUCAUUUCACUUCUUAACCCAGGUCUGUUUCUUCAUGAAACUUCAAUGUUUUUGUGAUUAAUAUGACACUGUAAGUUUCUCUUUUUGAACUGCUGUUUUUUUUUUUUAAAUGUCUGUUGGGAUUAAGUGACUGUUUGGGCUCUUUGGGAUUGAUCUGGUUACCAGGGUAAUCUAUCCUUCAAUUGAAUGGUUGGGAUGAAUUGACAUUAUGCAAAAAGCUUGAAUUAAAAAAAUUAAAGCAUUA
Molecule: messenger RNA, 7178 nt
Organism: Solea senegalensis (Senegalese sole)
Lineage: Eukaryota; Metazoa; Chordata; Actinopteri; Pleuronectiformes; Soleidae
Product: endoplasmic reticulum metallopeptidase 1
Exons: 15
Coding region: 76-2751 (891 amino acids)
Biological process (GO): proteolysis
Molecular function (GO): metalloexopeptidase activity
Source: RefSeq, a predicted model, not a curated record